GUCGUGUGAAGGAGAGCGCGAUCCAGUUUGGAGGUCAAUCACUUUUAUUCCUUGUAUCUCAGUCUUCCGGAUCGUGUCAAACUUUCUUCCAGGAUUUUGGCCAAUUUCUCUGUCUGCUAGGAUAUGAGUUCACAGAAAGGUAACACUCAGCGCACACGACCUCAGAAAUAUAAGAAUACUAAGGCUUUUAAAAACAACUUGCAUGAUACGUCUAAAGAGGUCAAACGUCUCAACAAUCUGACGUUCGACUUUUUGUGUCCUAGAUGUACAGGUGUUGUGCAAUGGAGAGUCAAAUACAAAAAGUAUCAUCAAUUAGCAAACCCUAGAGUUUGUGUGAAGUGUAACGGGAAGACUGUAAAGCAAGCCUACCAUACAAUCUGUACAGAUUGUUCAAGUGCUUUGAAAAUCUGCUCUAAGUGUGGAAAAUCGGAUGGAUCGAUUACCUUCGGUGCUACAGAAAAUCAAGAAGAGAUUAACCAACAAUUUAUUGAUGCUUUGAAAAAUGUUCGUGAGAGAGAACGCCGUGCUCUUCUCCGUUUGACGCAGUCCAAUAAAAAACCAAUUGAGUCAGGUAAUAUUAACGCUGACGAAGAAUUUCAUCUAAACAGUCUGAAUAAAUUAAUUGUGAAGGAACUAUCGGAUAUCAAAUUUGAUGAGGACAAAUAUGAAUCAGAUGAUUAUAAAUCUAGUUAGCGAGAUUGCAUUAAAAUAUACUUGUAAAUUUCAUAAAGCAGAUUAUUUCCAA
Schistosoma curassoni is the source of this 745-nucleotide messenger RNA. The record is from the annotation of a GenBank genome assembly. NCBI's taxonomy places the organism in Eukaryota, Metazoa, Platyhelminthes, Trematoda, Strigeidida, Schistosomatidae.